Messenger RNA from Cygnus olor (mute swan), 5566 nucleotides. RefSeq names its product neuronal acetylcholine receptor subunit alpha-7. The transcript has 10 exons. Gene Ontology annotation, biological process: signal transduction; monoatomic ion transmembrane transport; chemical synaptic transmission. Bases 332 to 1840 code for a protein of 502 amino acids. Gene Ontology annotation, cellular component: postsynaptic membrane; neuron projection; synapse. NCBI's taxonomy places the organism in Eukaryota, Metazoa, Chordata, Aves, Anseriformes, Anatidae. Gene Ontology annotation, molecular function: transmembrane signaling receptor activity; acetylcholine-gated monoatomic cation-selective channel activity. The record is from RefSeq and is a predicted model, not a curated record.
GGUGCCAGCGGGCGGGGCUCGGCUGCCCGGCAGGGAGGGGGCUCCCCGCUCUCGCCUCUUUACCGGCGGAGCCGCUCCGCGCCGCACCCCCCGGCUGCAGCAGCCGCCCCCGGGCCGGGGCCGCCCCAGGCUGAGGGAAGCGGGGCUCUGCCCCAGCCCCAGCCCGAGCCGCCGCAGGGCGCAGGAAGGGGCCGAGCCGCCAGAGGUCCUUGGCGGCUCUCGGGGGUCGGCGGCGGGAGAAGCGCGCUGCUGCUGCUGCUGCCGCCGCCGCUGCUGCUGCUGCUGCUGCUGCUGCUGCUGCUAUCGCUGUCGCCUUCCCUCCCUCGCCGCAAUGGGCCUCCGGGAGCUGGUGCUGUGGCUGCUGGCGGCGGCGGGGCUGGUGCGCGAGUCCCUACAAGGAGAGUUCCAAAGGAAGCUUUAUAAGGAGCUGCUGAAAAAUUACAACCCUCUAGAACGACCGGUUGCGAAUGAUUCCCAGCCUCUCACUGUCUAUUUCACUCUCAGCCUCAUGCAGAUCAUGGAUGUGGAUGAAAAGAAUCAGGUAUUAACAACAAAUAUCUGGCUACAAAUGUACUGGACAGAUCAUUACUUACAGUGGAAUGUGUCUGAAUACCCUGGAGUGAAGAACGUCCGUUUUCCUGAUGGACUGAUUUGGAAGCCAGAUAUUCUUCUCUAUAACAGUGCUGAUGAAAGAUUUGAUGCUACAUUUCACACUAAUGUUUUAGUCAAUUCUUCAGGACAUUGCCAGUAUCUGCCACCAGGCAUAUUUAAGAGCUCAUGCUACAUAGAUGUGCGCUGGUUUCCAUUUGAUGUUCAGAAGUGUAACCUGAAGUUUGGAUCCUGGACAUAUGGAGGCUGGUCCUUAGACUUACAAAUGCAAGAAGCAGAUAUAUCUGGCUAUAUUUCAAAUGGAGAGUGGGAUCUAGUAGGAGUUCCUGGGAAGAGAACUGAGAGUUUUUAUGGAUGUUGUAAGGAACCUUACCCAGAUGUGACAUUCACAGUAACUAUGAGACGCAGGACUCUCUAUUAUGGACUUAAUCUUCUUAUUCCCUGUGUACUGAUAUCGGCACUUGCCUUAUUAGUUUUUCUGCUUCCAGCAGACUCAGGAGAAAAGAUCUCGCUAGGUAUAACAGUUUUAUUGUCUCUCACUGUCUUCAUGUUACUUGUGGCUGAAAUUAUGCCAGCAACAUCUGAUUCUGUGCCCUUAAUCGCUCAGUAUUUUGCCAGCACUAUGAUUAUUGUUGGCCUCUCUGUUGUUGUCACUGUUAUUGUUCUACAAUACCAUCAUCAUGAUCCAGAUGGGGGAAAAAUGCCUAAAUGGACAAGAAUCAUCCUUCUGAACUGGUGUGCUUGGUUUCUGAGGAUGAAGAGACCAGGGGAAGAUAAAGUGCGUCCUGCCUGUCAACACAAACAGCGCCGAUGUAGCCUAUCGAGUGUGGAGAUGAACACUGUGAGUGGACAACAGUCCAGUAAUGGGAAUAUGCUGUACAUUGGGUUUAAGGGGCUGGAUGCUGUGCACUGCACACCUACCACUGAUUCAGGAGUGAUCUGCGGGAGGAUGACCUGUUCACCAACAGAAGAAGAAAACCUUCUGCACAGCGGCCACCCCUCUGAAGGCGACCCAGAUUUGGCUAAGAUCUUGGAAGAGGUCAGGUACAUUGCCAACAGAUUCAGAGACCAGGAUGAAGAGGAAGCCGUUUGCAAUGAAUGGAAGUUUGCAGCCUCUGUAGUGGAUCGGCUCUGCUUGAUGGCUUUUUCAGUCUUCACAAUCAUUUGUACAAUUGGUAUUUUGAUGUCAGCACCAAACUUCGUAGAGGCUGUCUCUAAAGAUUUUGCUUAACUAUUAACUAUGAUUUGAUUCUCUGAGGUAUAAUAUGUAGCAAAUAAGAGUGUAUUUUUUGUUUGAUUGCUUGUUUUUAACAAGUAUGCUGCUUCUCAUUGUCCUUUUUCUUUUGCCCCCUCUGGCAUCCUUCUCUGGUCCAGAGUUCCUGUCUGAAGAGUGGCACCAUUUCAGAAGGGCUCUGUGCCAGCUCCCCUGAGCACACUUGAGCACUCUCAAGUGGGUGCAAGUCCCUUCAGAAUGACAGUAUUGCACCAGCAUCUUUUAGGCAUUUUGAAUCAGCUAUUAGAGUUAUGGGUAGGCAAUGCCAGAAAUGUAAUUUCUUCCAGACUUUUUUUUUUUUUUUUAAGAUAGAAGUUAGCCCAUCUUAGCUACUCGAAUAAGUGAUGGGAAGCACUUAAGUUUAGGAAGGGAUCAAAUCCAGAUGAAUGGAAGCUCAAACAGCAGAGAAAAAAGGGAAAAAAAAUACCUUGCUUUUCAAUUACUGGUUCUUACUGAGUUGAGGUAUGGAGAUCUUUUGAUCACAACCAGUCAGACCCACAAUUCCCUCAAAGCAUUUUACAUAGAGCACAAGUGAGGAUUCUGAAUUUGCCUGGGACACCGGAAACUUGAAAGUUAAGAUGAAACAGCACAUAUCUUGUCCUUCUAUAUAUUUCUGGACUUGACAUAGAAGUUUGGCCAGAAUUCUUAAAACGAGCUUCACAGUAAUUGUUGUGGUGUUUACUGCAACUUCCUUCUCCUAAGAAAGACAUUCUUUCAACUGAUAACUUCUGUCAGUCUUUAGCCUUAAUGAUGAUAUAAAGAAAAUGAAGGAUUAUGGUGAUUUCACUUUCAGCUGUUCAUCAAAGAAAAAUCCACACACUUGUCUCUUUACUGUUAACUGGAUUCCAACGUGGAAAAAGUAACCGUCUUGUACAGGCUCCAGUAUAAAUGACAAGUCUAAAGCGAAAAAAGCUAUUAAAUCCUGAGAUCAAGGUUUUAAUUUCAAAAUUAAAUGUUUGAUCUGUUGUUUGCUUAGCCUUUUAUAGACCUCUUUCUGUUGAGUCACCAUAACAUGUCCUAACAAGGAAACUGCAUCCUUUCUGCUCAGUUUAUUAUCCAAGGAACACUAAUGAAUAAUAAAACUUUUGGGGGUUCAAUACAAACUAUAAGCUGUACAUAUAUAUAUAUAAUAAACUGCAUAUAUUUCCCUGGAAAGACUUAAGACUUAAAUACAAAUUCUUUUAAGUCUAGACAGGCAUUUUCAAAGGCAAAACUAAUAGUUCAUCACUUUAUUUAUAUGUUAUUUCUGAUUCUGAAAUUCUCCCAUCAAAUUAUGAUUUGUUUUCACAUGACUUCAGUGUAUUAAUGAACAGUGCUGACAUGAGAAUACGAAGACCUGAAAUUCUGUGCUUGCAAAAUAGCUAAGAAUUAGUCUCAUGACCAAUAGCAGUAUUCCUGACCAGUGCUAUAAGUGGUAAAAGAUGUGGUGGAGGAUUAAUUUAGCAUUGACUGCUUGCUUGAUGCUGCAGAAACCCAACUUUUUGGCUGAGGUAACAGACACACAAAUAGAGGCCUGUUGUAGUACCAUGUUUUUACUGUGAGAUAAACUUGAGGCCUCAGUUUAUCUCCCAAGAUGGAUUAAAAUAGCCACUUAAAUGCUUGCUCUCCCCUAGAUAUCAAUUUAUUUUCCAGAGGCUGCUCCCCUGAAUGCAGAAGAAUCAAAUUUCAUGUACACCAAGCCUAGAGUCACCACAGGUACAGUCCAUCACCUGAGUUAACCAGGUGACAGGGCAGGAGAAGUAAAAGGAAGCAGGUUAUUUCUCACAGUUUGAGAGUUCUUUCUUCCUGAAGUUUCAUUCAGAAUCUCACGCUAUAAAGACCUGAGUAAAGAACUGAAGACCUUAUUGAAAUCUUGUCUUGAAACCUUGUCUCUGAGAGUUAUCUGUAAAGAAUUUAUUUUUUUCAGGAACAGUUAUUAAGAAUUAGCCUUGCAAUAAUUCCUGCAAGUAUUUUGUAGCCUGUAGAUUGCAUUUGAAUAAGAAACUGAGUCCAAAAUCUGAAAUGUGAGUUUUGUUCAUUUUGUGACUAACAGUGUGGCACAUGCUGCUCUUCUGAGUAGCAUUUCUAGAAUAGGCUUCUUGAUUCAAAUGUUGGUUAGCAUCAAUAGUUUUCCUUCUGUAAGUAUACCUAAAUAGCUACACAGAAUAACCCAUUGAGUCUAAAGUUUUGGGGUCCUCUUGGAUAAGAAUGUUAAAAAAAGAAAAGAUUUUUGGGGACUAUCGUGUACAAUGGGAUGCAACAACUGCAAUCAUGUACUACAUGACACAUGUAAUACAAGAAGCAUGAGAAUACCCCUCUUUCCACCAGAAUCCAUUUACUCUAUCUGUAGAAAUCACCUUGCUAUAUAUAGGAAUUCUUUACAGAAGGAGGGAGAAAGCAAUUUACAAAUUGACAGUAAGUUUCAUUAGCAACAACAUACAUGUCUGUGCUUAAAAGCUGGAGACUUGUAGUUGGCCUUUAGUGAAGUCCUGCUAAGUUUGUAACGCUGGGAUUAUACUGUCAGCAAAUACCACGUGCUAGACAUAUUAGUUGUAAGGCUCCAGCAUCAUGCCUACACUAAUGCCUUUAAUAUCAGCAGGAUUAAUGAAGGGGGAAAGUGAAUUCUCAUUUUUCUGCUGUCAACACAACCUGUAAACAUUUGGUAAUAACAUGGUUAUAAAUCUUAAACACAACAGUGACAGUCUCAGUUACAUUAUUUUGCAUCUUUGAGUUAAGUUUUUGUGUAAUUGAGCUGAGCAAAAUUGGUACAUUUCUUGUCAAAUUGUAUGUGUCAAAUAUUUGUGUAUGCACUAAAUGAUAUUUUGAUCUAAAUGCUAGGAAAAUAUUUACAAUUCUGGACAUAGAGAUGGGAAUUAAAUAUGGUAUACAGUAUGUCUAUACAAUAUGAUAGACUGCAUAUUGGUAGCAAGUAUCUGUUAUGAUCUUACGAGUCCAGAAAAUAGGGUAAGCAAGUGGUUCACCACAACUAAACUAUGACUUGUCUGACAAAUUGAAAAGUUUGCUCUAGAGCUCAGCUGUCUUGUACAAUACUAUCUGUGAACAAUGUAUAUUACUUUCUGUUUUUAUAUUGACUUGUAUUGAAUAUUUAAAAUUUUUUAAUAUGUAAACAUUUUUAUUUAAGCAUUAAUGCCAAAAAUGUUCCAAACAAAAUUUUAAGAAGUUAGUUUUAAAUACAGAUAAAUUAUUUAAACAGUAUUUAAAAAUCAUAAAUUAUUUUAUAUAAGAAUUGAUAAUACUAUACAAUACUUUUUUUUAAAGGUUUCUUUAAAGUCUCUUUCCAAUCUCUCUAGCUGCAGGAUGUAAUCUCAAUUCACCUGUGACAUUUCUGCUUUUCUCUUUCUUUACCAAGAAAUGAAGGUAAACCAACAUCCUGCAUUUUUUCCUUUUGUUAUGCUACUUUUUACAUUAAGUAAUAUUGUAUAGAGGGCAUUAGAAAGUGAUGUUAUAUCUGUCAGGUACCAAUUGUCAUAUAAGCAAUUCAAUACCUUUUCAGUCCAGUACAAAUAAAAGAUUUAGAUCAAGAGAAUUUUUAUUCCUUCUCAUUUUGCUAAGAUGGAAAUGAAAUCAAGCAGUAAAAAACAUGAACAACCAUGAAAGAGAGAAAAAUCUCUUUGGAAAUACCAUUCUGUGAUGACAAAGGUCUUUGAUAAUUAAAAAUACAUCACAUCCUCCUAGCAAAGCAGU